GACACCUCUUUGUCUCAUCUUAGCUCACAGUAUCACAGUAUUUAAAGAGCAACUGAGCAGUAAAAGACUUGCGUUUAAGAGGAACCUGUCACAAUGAGUGCAAAGACUAAAAAAUCAGUGGGAGUCAUUGGAGCGCCCUUCUCAAAGGGACAGCCAAGGGGUGGUGUAGAACACGGACCGCGACACUUAAAAGCAGCUGGAUUAAUUGAGAAACUAGAAAAUCUAGAUUUCGAUGUUAAAGAUUAUGGUGAUCUGCAGUUCUCAGAUGUUCCAAACGAUGACCCAUAUCAAAAUGUUAAAAACCCUCGCACUGUUGGGCAAGCCACAGAAAAACUUGCGAAUGCAGUAGCAGAAGUAAAGAAGAGUGGCAGGGUAUGUCUAGUCCUCGGUGGAGAUCACAGCUUGGCAGUUGGAACAAUUGCAGGUCACGCAAAGAUUCACCCUGAUCUUUGUGUAGUUUGGGUAGAUGCCCAUGCAGAUAUCAACACUCCACUUACAUCACCCAGUGGCAACCUACAUGGACAACCGGUCUCUUUCCUGAUAAAGGAACUUGGCAACCAGAUGCCAGAUGUUCCAGGAUUCUCUUGGGUGAAGCCAUGUCUAUCUGCAAAGGACAUAGUAUAUAUUGGACUGAGAGAUGUAGACCCCGGUGAACAUUAUAUAUUGAAGAAUCUUGGAAUAAAAUACUACUCAAUGAGCGAGGUGGAUAAACUUACAAUUGGCAAAGUGAUGGAAGAAACGAUUCAAUAUUUAGUUGGAAAGGAGAAGAGACCCAUCCAUUUAAGCUUUGACAUUGACGGUCUAGACCCAUGUGUGGCACCAGCCACUGGAACACCUGUCACUGGUGGGUUAACUUACAGAGAAGGCAUGUGCAUCACAGAAGAAUUGUACAAAACAGGAUUGCUGUCAGCUGUGGAUAUGAUGGAAGUUAACCCAGCUCGUGCAAACACAGAGAGUGAUGUUCAGUUAACAGUUGAUACUGCAAUCAACAUGGUCUUGUCCAGUUUUGGAAAUGCACGGGAAGGAGUUUUUUCAUCAAGGAGGUGUCCUCAAAUUUCUACAACACAACAGAUCUAAUACUUCUUAAUCUUUUUUGUCUUAAUGAACUUGGAAAAUGGCAGAGUAAAAUAUUUUCACAUAUAGAUUCACCUUUCAUAUUAUUGAAAAUACCAUGAUUUCUUAUAAAGAUUUUAUUACUUACCAAAUUAUCACUUCUAAGUUUAAAUAAGUGAUGCAAUAUAUUGUAAGAAAAUCCUACGGUAUGGUUCAUAUUAUAUAAAAAGUUAUUACAAUAAAGAUAUUACUCACAGCCAACAAUUAGCCUGCACCAAA
Spea bombifrons (plains spadefoot toad) is the source of this 1332-nucleotide messenger RNA. It is a transcript of the gene ARG1, whose product is annotated as arginase 1. Gene Ontology annotation, molecular function: arginase activity; manganese ion binding. The transcript has 8 exons. The coding region runs from base 94 to 1077 and encodes 327 amino acids. The record is from RefSeq and is a predicted model, not a curated record. Lineage: Eukaryota; Metazoa; Chordata; Amphibia; Anura; Pelobatidae. Gene Ontology annotation, cellular component: cytoplasm; cytosol; nucleus.